Rattus norvegicus (Norway rat) is the source of this 1593-nucleotide messenger RNA. The record is from RefSeq and is a predicted model, not a curated record. NCBI's taxonomy places the organism in Eukaryota, Metazoa, Chordata, Mammalia, Rodentia, Muridae.
AUGUCCACGAUUCCUCUCAUUAAAGAUGCGUUGACUUAUGAUGAUGUGAAUGUGAACUUCACUCAAGAAGAGUGGGCUAUUCUGGAUCCUUUACAGAGGAGUCUCUACAAAGAUGUGAUGCUGGAGACCUAUAAGAACCUCACUGCUAUUGGCUGCAACUGGAAAGACCGUAAUAUUGAAGGACAUUUUCAAAGUUUCAGAAGACAUGUAAGUCUCAUAGUUAUCUCCAAGUACAUAAAAGAACACAUACUGGAGAGAAAGCCUAUGGAUGUGAUCAGUGUGGUAAAGCCUUUGGAUAUCAUGGUCAUCUUCAAAUACAUAAAAGAACACACACUGGAGAGAAAGCCUAUGAAUGUAAUCAGUGUGGUAAAGCCUUUGCAUAUCAUGGUCGUCUUCAAAUACAUCAAAGAAUGCAUACUGGAGAGAAACCCUAUGGAUGUGAUCAGUGUGGUAAAGCCUUUGGAUAUCAUGGUUAUCUUCAAAUACAUAAAAGAACACACACUGGAGAGAAAGCCUAUGGAUGUGAUCAGUGUGGUAAAGCCUUUGGAUAUCAUGGUCAUCUUCAAAUACAUAAAAGAACACACACUGGAGAGAAAGCCUAUGAAUGUAAUCAGUGUGGUAAAGCCUUUGCGUAUUCCGGUCGUCUUCAAAUACAUCAAAGAACGCACACUGGAGAAAAGCCCUAUGAAUGUAAUCAUUCUGGUAAAACAUUUGCACAACACAGUAAUCUCCAAGUGCAUAAAAGAACGCAUACUGGAGAGAAACCCUGUUAAUGUAAUCCGUGUGGUAAAGCCUUUGCAUAUCACAGUUAUCUCCAAGUACAUAAAAGAAUGCAUACUGGAGAGAAACCCUAUGGGUGUGAUCAAUGUGGUAAAGCCUUUGGAUAUCAUGGUCAUUUUCAAAUACAUCAAAGAACACAUACAGGAGAGAAACCCUAUGGAUGUAGUCAGUGUGGUAAAGCAUUUGCAGGUCAGAACGAUCUUAAAAGACAUGAAAGAAUUCAUACUGAAGAGAAACCCUACAAAUGUAAUGAAUGUGGUAAAGCCUUUGCGUGUAACAUAGUCUCCAAAUACACAAAGCAACCCAUACUGGAGUGAAACCUUACAAAUGUAAGCAAUGUUGUAAAUCCUUUGCCUCAUGGUCAACUUCAAAAACAUGAAAGAAUUCAUACUGGAGAGAAACCUUACAAAUGUGGUCAAUGUGGUAAAGCCUUUUCACAAUCAAGCCACUUCCAACUACACAAAAGAACACAUACUAAAGAGUAGCCCUGUGAAUGUAACCAAUGAGGUAAUAAAGCCUUUACUGUGAUCAUCAAAGGUGUGGUGGUUUAAAUAUACUUGGCCCAUAGCAAGUAUGGCCUUUCUGGAAUAGAUGUGGCCUUUGAGGAAGUAUGUCACUGGGGGAGGGGUGCGCUUUGAGAUCCUAUGCUUAAGCUCUACCCAGGGCAGAAGAGUCUUCUGGCUGCCUUCUGAUCAAGAUGGAGAACUCUCCUCCAGCACCAUGUCUGCUUGGACGCUGCCAUUCUUCCCACCUUGAUAAUAGACUGAACCUCUGAAUCUGUAUACCAUCCUCAAUUAAAUGUCCUUUCUAAGA